Nicotiana attenuata is the source of this 522-nucleotide messenger RNA. RefSeq lists its product as uncharacterized. NCBI's taxonomy places the organism in Eukaryota, Viridiplantae, Streptophyta, Magnoliopsida, Solanales, Solanaceae. The record is from RefSeq and is a predicted model, not a curated record. Bases 1 to 522 code for a protein of 173 amino acids. The transcript has a single exon.
AUGGAUGUCUUGCAGAAAUUCUCUAUGCAGGAAUGUCACGGUGACUUUACACCUUUGUCUUCCACAAGUUCACUUCGAUUGAAUAAUGGCUCCUCUUCUACAGAUGCAUCACAAUAUCGAAGUGCAAUUGGCAAACUCCAGUACCUUGCAUUUACUAGACCCGACAUAUGUUUUGCUGUCAAUAAGCUCUCCCAAUUCAUGCAUCAACCAUCUCAUACACAUUGGAAAGCAGUGAAGCGCAUCCUUUGGUAUCUCAAAUCAACUAUCCAUCACGAACGUCUUUUUCGUCGUGACUCGACUACUACCAUCAAUGUCUAUCCCGAUGCCGAUUGGGCAGGUGACCAAGAUGAUCGCACCUCUACUUCUGCUUAUGUUAUCUAUCUUGGUUGGUCGUCAAAGAAACAUAGAACAGUUGCACGAUCUUCAACGGAGGCUGAAUAUCGUGCUGUUGCUAAGACAAGUUGGCUCACCAAUCUAUUUAAAGAGCUUCGGAUUUCUCUUGAGGAUGUACCAACUAUCUAA